AACGCCAUCUCUGUGAAUUCUCCUCGUGUGAUAAAGCAAACAGCAGAACAUCUUUUUCUUUUCAAUGAAAUUGGCGGGAAUCAGGCUUUGUAAAAUUCUUUAACAUCUUUGUGUUAUUUUUCAGCUAUUUAAUCUUUAACACGAAAAAAUACAAAAAACACUGUAAACAUGGCUGUACACAUCCAAGUGAAUUCUCCUGAUUUGAAACUUGAUGAAAAUUGCGUGGUUCAUUCGAUGCCAUGUAAAAUCAAUCACGACGGUCAAGCAAAUGUUUCAGGAUUCUUUUCACCCUACAUUGAAAAUAAAGAGCUGGAUGAUAGUAGUGAUGGAGUUAAACAAGCUUCAUUCCGAGGUUAUCCUUUGCAAGGAAAAGAAACUGUAAUACCAGAUGGUUUCAAAGGAAUUGUGGUCACUGAAAUGAAGAAACCGUUGACUGACAUUGAGGAGAGAAAUCUUGUUGUCAGUAAGAAAUUUGAUAAAAUUACAUAUUGGAACUGGGAUUGCUUCCCAGUCAACAAUGAUUCAAUUAAUCAAUCCAUGGAUUGGCUCACACUCUCUAAAAUGAUUCAUGAAACUGAAUGAAGAAGAUUUCAACAUAACAUUCAUCAUUCAUCUCA
Daphnia pulicaria is the source of this 617-nucleotide messenger RNA. RefSeq names its product ribonuclease H2 subunit C-like. The record is from RefSeq and is a predicted model, not a curated record. The transcript is spliced from 3 exons. Gene Ontology annotation, cellular component: ribonuclease H2 complex. NCBI's taxonomy places the organism in Eukaryota, Metazoa, Arthropoda, Branchiopoda, Diplostraca, Daphniidae. Gene Ontology annotation, biological process: RNA catabolic process. Bases 169 to 582 code for a protein of 137 amino acids.